Messenger RNA from Corvus hawaiiensis (hawaiian crow), 904 nucleotides. Its product is annotated as protein FAM107B-like. Bases 47 to 595 code for a protein of 182 amino acids. NCBI's taxonomy places the organism in Eukaryota, Metazoa, Chordata, Aves, Passeriformes, Corvidae. The transcript has 5 exons. The record is from RefSeq and is a predicted model, not a curated record.
CUGCCACCGUCACUGGCACUGUCACUGGCACUGGCAGGGCACAGCGAUGAUCCGCUGGUUCUGUGGGGCUGGCCCCGGCUGUGCUCCUGCACCCCCAGCCCCCAGGGUGCAGGGACAAGGAGAGCUGGCACUGAGGACAUGGAGCCUUUCACAGAGCGAGAAGGAUGAUGACAAAGCCUCGAGGAGCAGCGCGGUGCUGGAAGGUGACAGGAGCGAUGUUCUCUCCCUGGACCUGGCCCCUGAUGGCCACAGGGGCCUCAUUCAGCCUAAGAAGGUGCCAAACCCGAUGCGGGAGUCCCGGAGCCACCGGGACCUGCACCGGGAACUGCUCUUCAGCCACAGCAGGGGGAUCCUGCCCCGGCACAGGGCCGAGCUCCCGCGGGUGCUGGAGAGCCUCCGGCUGAGGCAGCUGCGGGAGGAGCUGCGGGGGCCCCCGUCCGACCUGGAGCAGCAGCUGAGGAAGCGCCACCAGAGACUUGAAGAGCACGAGCGGGAGGUGGCUGGGCCAGAGCCGGACCCUCGCCCCGAGUUCCUGCUGGUGAGGGACAGCCUGCGGAAGAUGAAGCUGGAGGAGGCGGGUGCCCGGCAGACUUGAGCGGAAGCCAGCCCAGCAGAGCUCCCUGAGGCCCCCGGCACACACUGGGCUGCCCCCGUCCCCAGCACAUCCUGGGACUGGGAACGGCACCCAGCGCUGCCAUUCUGGGUGAGCUUGUGGUCAGGGAUGAGUACUGGAGCCUUGGUGUCCCCAUGCCAGUGACAACCAGGGUGCCAGGGCUGGAAGGAGCUGAUAAAGCCAGGGCAGUGCCACGGGUGAUGUGGAGGAUGCAGGCAACACUCUCCCCCUGACCUGCACCUGCCCUGGCUCCAUGAACCAGAAAACAUCAAAUAAAGUCUUUUAUUUGUU